UUUUUUUCUUUCUCAUGGCUCUGCCUUUAUUUUCUCUGUACUUUUCUAAUUCCAGAGUCUCCCCCUCCACCCUACUCCAGAUAUCCGAUGGAUUUUCUCAAACCAACGGCAGAUUGUCCAGACUCUGUGCCUUCCUCCACUGAAACAGGGGGAACUAAUUGUCUAGCCCCUGGGGGGCUUUCAGAUUCCCAAGUUCUUCAGGAGCCGGGGGAUCGGUCACACUGGUGCGUGGUGGCAUACUGGGAAGAGAAAACACGCGUGGGUCGGCUGUACUCUGUCCAAGAGCCCUCCCUGGAUAUCUUCUAUGAUCUACCUCAGGGGAAUGGUUUCUGCCUCGGACAGCUCAACUCGGACAACAAAAGCCAGCUGGUGCAGAAGGUCCGCAGCAAGAUCGGGUAUGGCAUCCAGCUCACCAAGGAAGUGGACGGCGUGUGGGUGUACAACCGCAGCAGUUACCCCAUCUUCAUCAAGUCGGCCACACUGGACAACCCUGACUCCAGGACGUUGCUGGUGCACAAAGUGUUUCCAGGUUUUUCCAUCAAGGCUUUUGACUAUGAGAAGGCGUACAGCUUGCAGAGGCCGAACGACCAUGAGUUCAUGCAGCAACCAUGGACCGGAUUUACUGUUCAGAUCAGCUUUGUGAAAGGCUGGGGCCAGUGCUACACGAGACAGUUUAUCAGCAGUUGCCCGUGCUGGUUGGAGGUUAUUUUUAAUAACCGAUGACUCGAGACAGAGUGGACUCAUGACAUUUAUACUACUUUGCUGCUAUUAUUUCCUUCUGAGUGCUUGCUUUUCAUGCAAACUUUUUGUUUUUGUUUUGUUUUGUUUGUUUUUUUUUUCCUGUUUUGAGAAAUAGCUUAUGGAAAGAUUUUUGCCUUGGUAUUUUGAUAAAUAUAUAUAUUUUUUAAAAGUGUGAAUGACCAAUAACUCAGAAGGGCAAGAGAAGGGUGCGGGGAGAGGGGGCGGAUCGCAUAAGAUAAUUGUUUCCCGCCUCUGAAAGGAUUAUCCUAUGUGAUCGAAGACCGGGAAGCCACUUGCUAUUUGUUACGUCUCCGUCACUUGGGUAACAUGACAGGAGACCCAUAUUUUUCAUGCACCACCUUCCCUUUGCCUCCAGUCGUCCCCAGUGGUGGUGACACCCAGCUGAGACCCCUUCCCCAGCGGUGCUGAUCCUACCUAGCCGCCGCCAAACGAUGGUGCAAAACCUUCCCAGCCAGGUCUUUACCCACCCUUGUUGAUUUUUUGUUGUCGUUGUUGGGCUCGAGUCUCGUCCCUGUGUUCAUCUUGUCCACCGCAGGAGUGUGGGUGUUGGGGGAAGUCUGCCCAUCCUUCCGCUGCUUUUUUUAUUGUCAUGGAUUGAUGCAAGGGGAGAAAACAACCGUGAAGAAACCGUGCAUGGCCCGUGCUUUACAAUUUGAGCUGAGAUGCGAAGUGACAGCAGCAUAAGCUUAAAAAAAAAGAAGCAAAGCAAACAAACAAACAAAAAAAAAACAACAAAACAAAACAAAGAAAAACAAAUGGGGAAAAAAAUAAAAAAGUGUUCAUGAUAGUUGGUCUGUUGUAACCUGCUUAGAUCAGGUUAUCCCGGUACCAUCGUAUCUGGAAAUGCAGUUGUGCUUUCAUUUCUUCUUGAAUUCAUACACAAGUAUGAUACUUUUACACUGUUCUUAGCUCAAUGAGCAUGUUUAGACCUUAACAUAAGCUAUUUUUCUAAAUAUAAAGGUUUAAAUGAACAAGAGAGCAUUCUCAUUGGAACUUUAGCAUUGUAGUGCUUUGGAAAUAAAACAAAAAAAAGACUCCUUAAAAAAACCCUGAGAUUUAUUGAAGAAAAAAAUGUAUUUUAUGUUAUAUAUAAAUAUAUUAUUACUUGUAAAUAUAAAGACGUUUUAUAAGCAUCAUUAUUUAUGUAUUGUGCAAUGUGUAUAAACGAGAAAAAUAAGAAAGAUGCACUUUGCUUUAAUAUAAAUGCAAAUAACAAAUGCCAAAUUAAAAAAACAAAAACAAAACAAAAACCCCACGAGAUUGGUGUUUUUUUCUAUGGGUGUUAUCAUCCAGAUGAAUGUUUUUUCUAAAGGAGUUUAUGUUCCAUUGAAAAAUAAAAACGUACACUUGA
This is a messenger RNA of Oxyura jamaicensis (ruddy duck), 2113 nucleotides long. RefSeq names its product SMAD family member 7 (gene SMAD7). Gene Ontology annotation, biological process: anatomical structure morphogenesis; transforming growth factor beta receptor signaling pathway; cell differentiation. The record is from RefSeq and is a predicted model, not a curated record. Gene Ontology annotation, cellular component: heteromeric SMAD protein complex. Gene Ontology annotation, molecular function: I-SMAD binding; transcription regulator inhibitor activity. The transcript is spliced from 3 exons. Bases 88 to 723 code for a protein of 211 amino acids. Lineage: Eukaryota; Metazoa; Chordata; Aves; Anseriformes; Anatidae.